This is a messenger RNA of Ictalurus furcatus (blue catfish), 3767 nucleotides long. RefSeq names its product fibroblast growth factor receptor like 1a (gene fgfrl1a). Lineage: Eukaryota; Metazoa; Chordata; Actinopteri; Siluriformes; Ictaluridae. Gene Ontology annotation, cellular component: plasma membrane. The record is from RefSeq and is a predicted model, not a curated record. Bases 604 to 2049 code for a protein of 481 amino acids. The transcript has 7 exons. Gene Ontology annotation, molecular function: fibroblast growth factor binding; fibroblast growth factor receptor activity.
UCGCAGCUCUCUGAUUGGUUGAAAGUUAGGCGCGGGGCGGGGCGUCGCGCGGACUGUACAAUGCAGUGUGAAGGUACGGCUCGUGCUGCUGCAGGGCUAAAUAAUCAGUUAAGUGUAAGUUUAGUCAGAGGAGUCCAGUGCUAAGUCUUAUUGUUUAUUUAGUUGGAGUUUGGUUUAGUCGGAGUGUUGGGAGUUAUCUCAGUAAAGAACUAAAGGUUUGUCAGGAGCAGACAGAGCGAAAGUAGAACAAAUCUCUGGUCAAAUCUCCAGAACCGAACUGCAGGCUUGUCGCCUCCGGUUACCGUGCGCGCGAGACUGACUGACAGCCAAAAAUAUCCCUCAGCGCCUGGUUUAUUUACAUAUAACGUUCAUUUAAUUGCAAAAAAAAAAAAAGAAAAAAAAUUGAUAAAAGUGUUUAUUCCGUUGGUGCUCAGGCAGAAAAAGAAGCAGUUUGGAUUGUUUUUGUGACUUGGAUUUUGGAUACUUCAGAAUAAACAGGACCUUUCAUUUGCCUGGAAAGAUGUGAGCCUGAGAGCUGAUCAGGAAUAAAUUCUGAAUAAAUUCUCUCAACACUUGAUUCAAGAAGCCUUUCCUACAGACAUCAUGGAGCUUCUGUGGAUCGUUCUCGCUCUUCUCGACGUUAUUUACAUGACUAAUUGUGCUCGAGGUCCCCCCCGUGUUUCAGAGAAGGUGGCGCAUCGACAGACGGUGCGGGUCGGACGCACCAUGAAGCUCCAGUGUCCAGUCGAGGGUGACCCGCCGCCCCUGAUCAUGUGGAGCAAAGACGGCCGCAAUAUCCACAGCGGAUGGAUGCGCUUCCGGGUCACGCAUCAAGCGCUGCGCAUAAAAGAGGUGGAGGCCGAGGACGCCGGGACUUUCAACUGUAAAGCCACCAACGGCUUCGGCAGCGUCAACAUCAACUACACCCUCAUUGUGAUCGACGACUCGAGCGCAGGGAAGGACGGUGCCAGACCAGCGGGAGACGCAGAGUUCUCCACUGACCCGUCAGGAAAACUGGUGCGGCCCCGGUUCACCCAGCCGGCCAAGAUGAGGAAGCGGGUGAUCGCUCGGCCAGUGGGCAGCUCGGUGCGGCUGAAGUGCACGGCUAGUGGAAACCCUAGACCCGAUAUCGUGUGGCUGAAGGACAGCAGGCCACUCGCGCCCGAAGAGGUGGGCGAGAGCCGCAAGAAGAAAUGGACGCUAAGCCUGAAAAACCUCACGCCCGAGCACAGCGGCAAGUACACUUGCCACGUCUCCAACCGCGCCGGAGAAAUCAACGCCACCUACAAAGUGGAAGUCAUCCAACGCACCAACUCCAAGCCCAUCCUGACGGGCACGCAUCCCGUAAACACGACGGUGGACUACGGCGGCACCACGUCCUUCCAGUGCAAAGUGCGCAGCGACGUGAAACCUGUUAUCCAGUGGCUCAAGCGAGUGGAGCCCGGCGACGAGAGCAAGUACAAUUCGACCAUCGAGGUCGGAGAGCACCGCUUCGUCGUGCUGCCGACCGGGGAGGUGUGGUCACGGCCCGACGGCUCCUACCUCAACAAACUGCUCAUUACCCGCGCGAAGGAGGAAGACGCGGGCAUGUACAUCUGCCUGGGCGCCAACACUAUGGGCUACAGCUUCCGCAGCGCCUUCCUGACCGUCCUGCCUGACAAUAAGCCGCACUUCCCGUACGCCCCGGCGGUCUCGUCUCCUGGGCUUCCCUGGCCCGUCAUCAUCGGCAUUCCCGCCGGCGUGGUCUUCAUCCUGGGCACCGUCCUUCUGUGGUUCUGCCAGUCUAAAAAGCACUGUUCCUCAGGAGCCAUCGUCUCCGCCCAGGCCAACGGCCAUCGCCAGCCUCCUCGAGAGCGGCCGCUGCCGGGAGCCGAUAAGGACUGCACGGGCUCGGUGAGCUACGAGGAGUACCUGAAUCAACAGCAGCAGCAGCAGCUCCUGCUCGGCCCCAAGGUCUACCCGAAGAUCUUCACAGACAUCCACACGCACACACACUCGCACGUGGACGGGAAAGUGCACCAACACCAGCACAUCCACUACCAGUGUUAGCCUCCCGAUAGUCCCGCAGGGUUCCUCUUCAAGAACCGUGCUUCUUCAUCCCUCGACAGCGACCUCACCAGUGGCAGUUUCUCAUCGCAUCGUUCGGAAUCUGCAGAACUUCAACCGACUUCAAGCGAGAACGCUCGGGCCGGGCCGGGCCGGGCCGCGCCGCUCGUUCUGGAGAACACGAACCCGUACGAAUACACGAGCCGGAAAACCGUUUUCCUUACGGGAUAUCAAGAGCAUACUUCCACAAGAUUACCAUGAGACAUGGCUAAAGGAGAACACAACAUGAGCAACUGUUUCACACAAAGCUAAACAGAACAGCACAUUUUCAGGUCAGUCCUGGACCAUGUGCACGGUCAAUGGAAGAAGAAGAAGAAGAAGAAGAAGAAAAAAGUGAAUGUACUGUUGCGAACACUGAGCUUGGUCUUUUCGGCCUCGUGAACCGCCGCCUCUUUGAUCAGUCAGCUUUAACGCUCGUCCACAAAUCCUCGGUCUGUGGACGUGGCCAAACGGGAACGUUUUCCAUUAGCACCAAAUGACAUCGAGAACUGUCUGUCUUACCGCGAGCUAAACCGAAACUGUCCGUCAGCGUAGGUGUUUGCAGGUAUACGCUAUUUUACGAACUCUGCAUACGCCAAAUUCGGAUUAAACGCGGAUGCUGACACGCCCUUUACUCCUAACCGACCGCAUGAGAGUCUAUACUGUAUGUCCGUGUAAGUUCCCGCCGAUUCCGUGAGCUUCCGCGUAUCGGUCGGGAAUUCCGUCUUCGGUACGUGAACGUCGCGUUAUCGGUCUUUUGCAAACGUAGUCGGAUGUUUAAGUGUCUCUCUCUUUUAAGUGUAGCUCCACUUAAUGGAUUAAAAACAACACAAGUGCCUGGUUGUUGUUCUUUUUUUUUUUUUAAUUUUUGAUAAAAGUCUUUAGUGAUAUCCGUUAUAAAGGUUCAGGUACGGAAUAACGAUACGAAUUCCUUUCUCUCAGGUGCCCUUUAGAUCGAACUGGUUUGCCUUUGGACACGUUUUUAUUAUCUUGACCACUAUAUUAUGAAAAACUGUGCAACAAUGCCUUUGACUGCUCGAGUAACGGCAGCCCGCCCUUCCUGUGUUUUUGGUGCUAGGGCUUUAAAAUCAGACCGAAACGCCGCGACGGUGCGAGAACGCCGUUCCCCGCCCCGUCGUCCCUGCUUUAUCCGUGAUUGCCCAAACGUGGACGUGCAGAACACACUGCCGAGUUUUGGAACCCAUGUUAACGCACUUAUUCGGCGGUUCCAUCCGCAGCAGCGAGAACGAUUUCGGUGUUCCGGUGUUGUUGGGAAUCGCUCCGGACGCAAAAACCCCCGUCUCACGCUCCAAGUUAACAGGUGUAGUUAAUUUAUUUGCUAGCGUUAUAUUUUUGUGACCGUAAAUUGGGCAUUAUAUAAAUGUUUUGAACCAAAUAAAACAAAACAAGAUAUAGAUUAUGGUUUUAUUUUUGAUUAUUAUUAUUAUUAUGUUGUUGUUGUUGUUUUUUUUUUUUUAUAUAUAGCUGCGAUGUAAGCUAUGUAGCAUAUAUCAUAAGUGUAAAAUAUUUAUAUGUGCAUUUUAAAAAAAUUAAAUAAAAAAAAAGUUAGAAUUUUAGUUAUCUUUGUACGGACAAUCUUGUACAGUCAGGCCUCUUUUUACGUGGUAAAGAUGUUACGUUUGUCACAGUUAAAAUCGUUUCCAAUAAAAUGAUCAAUCUUU